Molecule: messenger RNA, 1458 nt
Organism: Onychostoma macrolepis
Lineage: Eukaryota; Metazoa; Chordata; Actinopteri; Cypriniformes; Cyprinidae
Gene: bcl7bb
Product: BAF chromatin remodeling complex subunit BCL7B b
Exons: 6
Coding region: 75-680 (201 amino acids)
Source: RefSeq, a predicted model, not a curated record
GGCGAGAUCAAGUCGCAGACGGAGGAAGGCAAGAAAAAGAGGGAGAUCUUGACAAACUAAUAAAACCCAUUAAAAUGUCGGGAAGGUCCGUGCGAGCGGAGACACGCAGCCGUGCAAAAGAUGAUAUCAAAAAAGUGAUGGCGGCAAUUGAAAGGGUCCGUCGGUGGGAAAAAAAGUGGGUUACAGUGGGAGAUACAUCAUUACGGAUAUUCAAAUGGGUCCCGGUUACAGAGACUAAACAGAUAUACAAGCCUAAAGUGUCAGGGACUGCAGUGAGGGAACUGAAGGGCUUUCCUACAGAUGUAGUGUUGGAAAACGCCCGCUCCGUGCUACUGGAUUUUCAGGAUGACAACAGUAACCAGAGUUUCCUAUCAGAUGUCUAUCAGUCUAAUACCAAAGUAGACAGCAGCAGCAACUCCAGUCCACAGCAUGUGAGUGAAGCAGUGAGUCCUUCCCAUGCAUCCUACUUCCGUACAGAGGAUUCCCAGCCGCCCACCCUGGGGCAGGAGACCAUGGAUGCAGAGAGAGAGGCAUCAACAACCAGCAGUGAGGUGACAGAUGAGCCCCCGACUCUAAUUAAAGAAGAUGUGUUGUCUCUCUCUACUCAGGAGGAAGAGGAGGUGAUUGGAGCCCCACCGCUUAAAAGAGUUUGCACUGAGCAAAAUUUAACUCUCAGUUAGCACCACUAUUCUGAACAUCGUAGGUCAAAAGUAUAGAAGUAUUUCUGAAAGAGACUAAACUGGACAUUUAAGAGACUUUUUGCAACCUGCCAAAUGCCUGAAAUUCAUUUUUACAGUAUAUGAUCUAGAAAAAAGCUUUUGAUUUUUUUUUUCUUUUCUUUUUUGUACAUUAAAAAGAUCAUCUUAGAUCUUGUCAGGUAUUUUCUUAUGAAGGUAAAGCAGUUUGUAUUGCAUCUUGAAAAUAAACUGUUAUAUUGCAUGUUUCUUGAUCUAAAUUGAGAAAGGACUUUGCCAGUAUAAUACAUGUGACUGCAUGGAGUAAUGAUUGGUAUAUACAGUAUACUAAACAGUUGAAUUUUAAAGUAUUAGCUUGUGUUGUGUUUGUGGCAUUUCUAAAGAUUAUAUAAAUAAGUUUUAUUGGCCUGUUUUAUUGUGUAAAAAAAAAAAAAAAUUCUUAAAUGCAUGCAUUUAGGGCAGUUUUAAAUAACAUCUGUGUUAUAUGUUUCUUGAUUUGUUUAUUAUUGUUCAAUGUACUGCAUCCAAUUACCAAACUUUUUAUUAAAAAAGAAGGAAUGCCUAUAUUUUAUAAAUGGUAAUGUCACUCACAGAUUUGUAUUUUAAAUAUGAACACUUCCACUUUCCAUAGUCUUUGAAGUAUUUUUCCAAAUAAUAAUAAAAAAUAUGUAUGUGUGUGUGUGUGAUUCAUGUAGUGUUGCCUGGUAAAAAUGUACCUGGACAUUUUCACUAGACAAAUGGAAAUAAAACCACUUUGGAUUUA